UGAACCUUGAAAAUAAACAAAAUAAACAUGAGACAUUUACUGCUGUAUAUAUUUCCAUUUCGCGAGUGUAUAGGAAAUUGAAUCCAAAAUAUCAAGCAACAUUCCAUAUGAAGACUUUACAACCAUAUCAGAACGUAGAAUAUGAAACGAUGGAUAACGACGAAAAUAAAUUAGGUAAAUUAUCAGAAGAGUCUUUAAGGCGUAAGGAACGUUUGCGGCAAUUGCGAGAGAAAGCUAAUAAAAUUGAUAAAGAAACAAACAGCGAAGCAGCAGAUAAACUUCCAAAACCCAUUUUCAGAAGUUAUAAACCCCAAAAUGAAAAUACAGAAGGUGAAGUUUUAGAGCAAGAACCAUCGGGUGACAUUGAGAAAGCUGUGGAAGAUCAACUCGAACUUUUGCGUCAACCUAUGGUUAUUGACGAAAUUGAUAUAGCAAAUUUGGCGCCAAGAAAACCUGACUGGGAUUUAAAACGUGAUGUGGCAAAAAAAUUAGAGCGUUUGGAACGGCGAACACAGAAGGCGAUUGCGGAGUUAAUACGAGAACGAUUGAAGAAAAACCAAUCCGACCAAGAAUUCUUUCAGGCUGUCAAUGUUGGCACAGCACACGCUGGUGAGACAACUGUGGGCGUAGACGAUUAGUUAGUAUCAAACAUAAAUUAUAGUUUUAUAUAUUAUAUAAAAUUUCAUUAAAUAACAGAACUUGUACAAAAUUACGGUGUGUAUUAAAUUGCAAAAAGAAAUAA
This is a messenger RNA of Bactrocera oleae (olive fruit fly), 742 nucleotides long. The record is from RefSeq and is a predicted model, not a curated record. Lineage: Eukaryota; Metazoa; Arthropoda; Insecta; Diptera; Tephritidae.